CGCUUCUCCCCAGGCUCUCAGACCUCGCAGCGCGUGCAUGAAGCUGACGCUCUUGGUUGAGGGGCAGUGCCGACGUGCAUAAGCAGAGCUGAGCUGUCACCCCGGGGCCCCUUCGUUAGCCUACCACGAUAGACACCUGCACCGCCUCAAUUCCACACCUCCCUACAACCUAUACCCGCAUACCCAGAUACACUCCCACCCAGAUACAUUCCCACCCAGAUACACGCCCACCCAGAUACACGCCCACUAGACCUCAUCCAAGCCGACUCCAGGCCUACCCUUCACAAUGGAGGCCAAAAUUGCUUCGAAGGACCCCAAGCUGGGGGCGCCCAAGACCGACCAACCACACCUUCAAGCGGGUGGAGGUACUGCUGCAGCAGCUGCCAAAGCACGCCAAGUCGACACCCUCUCUCCACUUGUCGUCAAGUACCUACGGACCAUCUACGACGAGAUCUCCACGCGAUACAACCUAGCUACGCCAGAAGGUCAGAUACAGUGGCUGACCCAGGAGCAGCAAUGCUCUGGCGAAGAUGCACAGCUGCUGCAAGACGGUUCCUUCUCCCACUUCGCCGACUACUUCCUCUCAGGCUCAGCCAAUGUCAUGGGACCGCCUCCAGCUAUUGACGAGUCCUACCCCAUCUCCAACUACUUCAUCUCGUCCAGCCACAACACCUACUUGACCGGCAACCAGCUGUCGAGUGAAUCGAGCACCGACGCGUACAAGAACGUGCUGCUUAGGGGAUGCCGUUGCGUCGAGGUCGAUGUAUGGGACGGCGAGCCCCCUUCGAGCUCGAGCUCUGAGGACGAGGCCGAGAGGCUGGGACAAGCGAAGGUGCCCAAGGAGAAGUCGAAGCUAGGCAUCCGCGAGAGACUUGCUAUGCGGCUGAGAGGAAAGUCAGUCGGCAAGGACGAGGAGCCGAGGAAGGGGGAGGCUGCACCUGCGUACAAAGGCGAGGAGCGAGCGACACCCUGGAGAGGGGAUGUCGCGUACAGAGCCGAGCCCAAGGUGUACCACGGCUACACUUUGACGAGCGAGAUGACGUUCCGGGAGGUGUGCGCUACCAUCCGAGACUACGCAUUCGCAGCAUCGAGCCAUCCUCUCAUCGUCAGUCUUGAAGUCCACGCUAGCGCUGAGCAGCAGGAGAUCAUGGUGGAGCUCAUGACCGAGUACUGGAGAGACAUGCUCGUCGAUCUUCCUCUCGAUCCAUCGCAACCAGCCGAGACCGCCAACUUGCCCACACUGAAGGAACUGGAGCGCAAGAUUUUGGUCAAAGUGAAGCGCGGCCACCCCAAGCCUGCCGUCACUCCUACUGCGAACCCUACCACCCUUCAGGCUCCAGCGCCGGAGCUACACAAGACUGACAGUGCAAACUCGGUAGCAUCAUCAGCAGCAUCAGACGAUGAGCUGCCCAACGGCCAGAAGAAGCCACCGAAGCCCAAGGUUAUCGAGUCUCUGGCCAGACUCGGAGUCUACUGCGGCGGCUACUCCUACAAGAGCCUCUCCGCACCUGAAGCGAGCAUACCAACUCAUGUCUUCUCUCUCUCCGAGAAAACGCUCAUGGAGGUCCAUGAGACCCAGCCCGAUGUGCUCUUCCACCACAACAAGCACUUUUUCAUGCGUGCCUACCCCAAAGGACUCCGCAUCAACUCCGGCAACCUCAAUCCCUCCGUGUUCUGGCGCGCCGGCGUGCAGAUCGUAGCUCUCAACUGGCAGCGCUGGGAUGGUGGCAUGAUGCAGAACGAGGCCAUGUUCGCCGGCACAGGCGGCUGGGUGCUCAAACCCGAAGGGUACCGCAGCAUCAGCGAGGCUCCUACGCAGAAACACGCUAUCGCACAUCACAACCUCGACCUCAGCAUCGAGUUCCUUGCAGGUCAGAACAUCCCGCUACCGCCUGAGGAGGAUGAUCCGAGCGACUUCAAGCCGUACAUCAAGGUAGAGCUGCAUGUUGAGAAGCAUGAGGAGCGUGAAGGACAGCCCAUUCCUGGGAAUGGCCGGGGGAGCAAGGCGGAGUACAAGAAGAAGACACGAACAUACAGGACUACCGAUCCUGAUUUCGGGCGGGAAGUCGUCAGCUUCAACGGCGUGUACGGUGUCACUGAGGAGUUGACGUUCGUCAGGUAGGCCUUCCCUCUUCCGGAUCUCUUUCUCUCAUUUUCAUCUCACCCCAUUGUCACUGCUCUUUCUCGUUGCUUCGUUUGUUUCCCAAGGAAAGAGGAUGCGGCUGGCCAGCACCCCUGCCCUCAACAUCCGACAAUCUUCGGCGGCGUCCCAAAACCCGUCCCCGU
Macroventuria anomochaeta is the source of this 2286-nucleotide messenger RNA. RefSeq names its product PLC-like phosphodiesterase. Lineage: Eukaryota; Fungi; Ascomycota; Dothideomycetes; Pleosporales; Didymellaceae. The transcript is spliced from 2 exons. The coding region runs from base 287 to 2122 and encodes 611 amino acids. Gene Ontology annotation, biological process: phosphatidylinositol-mediated signaling; lipid metabolic process. The record is from RefSeq and is a predicted model, not a curated record. Gene Ontology annotation, molecular function: phosphatidylinositol-4,5-bisphosphate phospholipase C activity.